Capsicum annuum is the source of this 1632-nucleotide messenger RNA. RefSeq names its product BURP domain protein RD22. The record is from RefSeq and is a predicted model, not a curated record. The transcript has 4 exons. The coding region runs from base 295 to 1467 and encodes 390 amino acids. Lineage: Eukaryota; Viridiplantae; Streptophyta; Magnoliopsida; Solanales; Solanaceae.
UGACUCGGUACAAAUUAUCUCAAUUGCAUUGAAUGCUCUGGAUGGGCGGAAGGCAGAAAAAACAGGUGGAAGUAAAUUAAUUGAGAUUGGUGAAGUGUUGCUUUUCUCACUCUUUUACUCUUCUGGAGUACUAAAUAGCUGUAGUAAUAUACCCAUAAUAUUGUUUGCUUAUAAAUAGUGCUCCAAACGUCUCAUCUUUCCAUCACAACUUUACUUUUAACUUGUUAGCAAUCCAUUUAACCUCUCACAAUUAGAAUUCUUUUUCUUUUUUUCUUUGCUUAUUUAAGUCCAACGAUGGAGUUGAAGUUCCUUCAUAUCCUUACAUAUCUUUCAUUGGCACUAGUGGCAAGUUAUGCAGCUCUUCCUACAUCGACCGGAGAAACAUAUUGGAAUACUAAACUGCCUAAUACUCCCAUGCCUAAGGCAAUCAAAGAAUCUCUGCUGCCUUCUGGAUUGACAGAGGACAAAAGCACUUCAGUAGAAGUAGGCAAAGGUGGAGUAAACGUGAACGCCGGAAAGGGUCAUCACUCCGGCAGUGGAACAAACGUCAACGUCGGCCAUAAAGGCGUUGGUGUUCACACAGGAAAGAGUAACUCUGGCAGUGGCACCAACGUCAACGUUGGUCACAAAGGCGUUAACGUAAACACCCCGCGUGGAACUCAUGUAGGCGUUGGCAAAGGAGGAGUUGGUGUCACCACCCCUGGCCACAAAGGAAAGCCGCCAGUCUACGUCGGCGUAGGCAAAGGAAGUUCACCGUUUGUUUACAAUUAUGCAGCUAAAGAUGAUCAACUUCAUGAUAAUCCCAAUGUGGCAUUGUUUUUCCAAGAAAAGGAUUUGCACCAAGGGAGUAACAUGAAGUUGCAGUUUGUGAAAACUACAAAUGGUGCUGCUUUCUUGCCUCGUCAAGUAGCAGAUGCUACUCCCUUUAGUUCAAACAAGAUGCCGGAAAUUCUGAACCAGUUUUCUGUGGAUCCAAACUCUGAAGAGGCUCAGGCCAUGAAACAGACCGUCCAAGAAUGUGAAGAACCAGGUGUUGAAGGAGAGGAGAAGUACUGUGCAACUUCAUUAGAAUCUAUGGUUGAUUUCAGCACAUCAAAGUUAGGAAACAAAGUGCAACCAUUAGCAACAGAGACAGACAAGGAAAAUACUCAAUUGCAAAAAUACACAAUCCUAGGAGCCAAGAAAAUGGGAAACAACAACAAUGAUGGGAAAUCAGUAGUUUGCCACAAACAAAACUAUGCAUAUGCAGUAUUCUACUGUCACAAAACAGAGACAACAGAGUCCUACAUGGUCUCAUUAGUUGGUGCUGAUGGAACAAAGGCUAAAGCUGUGGCUGUUUGUCACAAAGACACAUCAGCAUGGAAUCCUAAGCAUUUGGCUUUCAAAGUGCUUAAGGUUAAACCUGGAUCUGUUCCUGUUUGCCAUUUCCUUCCUCAAGAUCACAUUGUCUGGGUUCCCAAGAACUAGAGAUAAUUUAUUAUAUAGUAGAUGAUGAUGUUUGAUUAUCUUCUUAUUUGGGUUGUAUUAUGUAAUAAUUCAGAAUUAUGUCGUGCUUGUUAAACUUAUUUUGUCUUGUUGUAUAAUCAUACUUCAGUAUACAAAUAAAUAAUAUGUUUCACAAUUUCAUACUUA